Molecule: messenger RNA, 486 nt
Organism: Eleginops maclovinus (Patagonian blennie)
Lineage: Eukaryota; Metazoa; Chordata; Actinopteri; Perciformes; Eleginopidae
Gene: agrp
Product: agouti related neuropeptide
Exons: 4
Coding region: 97-486 (129 amino acids)
Biological process (GO): positive regulation of feeding behavior; neuropeptide signaling pathway; adult feeding behavior
Cellular component (GO): extracellular region
Molecular function (GO): neuropeptide hormone activity; type 1 melanocortin receptor binding
Source: RefSeq, a predicted model, not a curated record
CAGCGGUGUAAACAACAACAACAGCUGGAUAAACAUCAACAAGAGGACCAACAACAAGAGGAGAAGCAGAGGAUUGUGGGAGUUGUAGUUCUCAGGAUGCUGGGCUCCGUGCUAGUCUUCUGCAGCGUCUUCAGCGCGGUCCGACUCUCUUCUUCUCUGGUGCACGGAAACAUCCACCUGCAGGACUCCUCCUUCCUGUCAGACCUGGAGAGGAGCCAUGCCCCGGUGAUGGACACCGCCCUCAUGACUGUGGACUCGGCUGAUGACUCCCUGAUGGACACGGGUUCCUACGACGAGGACUCGUCGGCGCUGCAGCUGCUGGGUCGCUCCAUGCGCUCGUCACGGCGCUGCAUCGCUCACCAGCAGUCCUGCCUGGGCUUUCCGCUGCCCUGCUGCGACGCCUGCGACACCUGCUACUGCCGCUUCUUCAACGCCAUCUGCUACUGCCGACGCGUUGGACACGCCUGCCCCCCCCGACACCGCUAA